Messenger RNA from Trachymyrmex cornetzi, 1657 nucleotides. It is a transcript of the gene spab, whose product is annotated as space blanket. NCBI's taxonomy places the organism in Eukaryota, Metazoa, Arthropoda, Insecta, Hymenoptera, Formicidae. The transcript is spliced from 5 exons. Bases 1 to 675 code for a protein of 224 amino acids. The record is from RefSeq and is a predicted model, not a curated record.
AUGAAGGCGUGUGCGGUGAUAACGUUAGUGCUUGUAGCAAACACGGCUUACAUCGGUGUCGAGGCAUGGGGUGGCCUUUUCAACCGCUUUAGUCCUGAAAUGCUGUCUAAUCUCGGUUAUGGCAGUCAUGGAGGUUACAUGAACCGCCCUGGAUUAUUGCAACAGUCAAUCCAGGAAGGAUAUGGUGGUAUAUAUGAAGGAGUUGAACCAACGGAAGAACCUUGCUACGAGAGAAAAUGCGCGUAUAAUGAUCACUGUUGCCCAGGUUCCAUUUGUGUAAAUCUCGAUGGAGUUGUUGGAACAUGUGUUUUCGAUUUUGGUAUGAAACAAGGCGAGCUUUGCAGACGGGAUAGCGAUUGCGAAACUGGCUUAAUGUGUGCCGAAAUGCCUGGACGGGAAACAAAAUCGUGUCAACCACCGACCACUUCAAACAAAUUAUACAAUGAGGAGUGCACUAUGUCAAGCGAGUGUGAUAUCAGCCGUGGACUGUGCUGCCAAUUACAAAGGCGACACCGGCAAACUCCUAGAAAGGUUUGCUCGUACUUCAAGGACCCUCUCGUCUGCAUCGGUCCGGUGGCGACGGAUCAGAUAAAGUCCGUGAUCCAAUACACUUCCGGCGAGAAACGGAUCACCGGACAGGGCAACCGCCUAUUCAAGCGGAUGCCAUUCGCCUAAACGCUCGCGCGUCGUCACAACGGAUGGGAAGUAUAUAAGAUAACAUACAGUAUAUAAGAUAAGCUACGAGAAAAUCAAAUCCUCCUUUAGUCGUUGUGAAGAUACCUAGGUCUAAGUCUGUCGAUUCGACAUUACAUUCAAUCUCCUUCCAAGUCCUAACUCUAUUCCAUACCACGAUACACCAGAAAGUAUGAUGAUAGCGUGCGACAAAAGUGGAAUUAAAUAUUACUCGGGGAGAUGUUACUUCGAGGAUGUUUCUUCUUCGAAUAUAGCGCGACUGACAAACCUAUAACACAUAUCAUAGUAAGCCGUCUUAUAGGUCUCUAGGGAUAAGGGACACGCUAGCGUAGUUAUGAUAAGGAAAGUGCGCUGAUGUUUAAGCGCCAUUUGACAAAGAUGUUUCUUAAUGAUAUAAAACUAAGGUGUAAGAGGAAAGCUCGAAAGAAGGUUUAUCUAUCGGUCUACCGGUUGAGCUUUUCUUUCGAACUGUAGAGAAAGUUUAGUGAAGCACUUAAUUGUUCGCGAUAAGUCAUGGUCAUAGAAAUAAGAUAUAAUAAAUGAGAGGCGUGCACAAAGGGAGAAGUAAAGUCCUUGUUAUCGUCGCCGUGUCAACAUUGACUAUUUUAUUUUAUUAAUCAGUGAUAUUUUCGUUAUGCUAAUCUGUAGGAUAUUUCAAAUGAUAAGGUCUAUCUUUCGAAAAUUUUCGAAGCAAUAGAAUAACAGAUCAUGACACACAACAAUGUGGUUGCAUUGCAAAUGAAAUUUCCCUCAAUGCGAGAAAUUUUAAUGUCGAUACCGUGAACGAUAAUUAAAUUGUAAGAGACUGUGCUUUUCAACUGCAUUUUCAUACAUUUUCACUGUAUCAUAAAGUAAAAAUUGAUUUAAAACUUGUUAAUUUCAUAAUAACAAAAAUAAUCUUACGCAAAAAGAUGAUAUACGAGAAGCGUUUCUAACACAAAAUUAAAAUAUAUAUUAAAAUGAA